AUAAUAACUCAAUCAUAACUCUGGCUAAUGCGGAUGCCGGGAGUAAUUGGCAUUUUGUUGAGGGACUAUCGAGCUAAUUAUAUGUAAACCCUAAACCCUAAUAUCUUUAUCGCCAAAAUCGAUCACAUUUCUAUCUCUAUCGUCGGUGAGCGAACAAAAUGGCAUCCAGAUGCAGCAGAAUUUUCCAGAAAUCUUCUGUUUCUGCCCUAAAAUCGGCCAUUUCGAAGCCAGCUUCUUCUUCUUUCAACAGAUCAGCCACCGCCCCAUCCAAUAGGCCACCUCUAUUCACUACUCCAGUGACCUCUCCCCUUCGCCGGUUAUCUCUCUCAAGGGCGCCGUCGGAGUUGGGAGGUGUGGCGUCGUUGCUGCCACUGCACAGUGCGGUGGCUACGGCGAGGAUGACGUCGUGCCUGAGCUCGUCGUCCAGGAGUUGUCGGGCUCUUUCUCAGGGCACAUGAGUUUCCAAUGGUUGAAAGAAACACAAGAAAUUUACAAGGUCUUCCAUUAUGAUUCAUUGAAUUACACACUAUGUAUAGGUGCUUUAAUUAAUGUACUAAAGCAGCUAGUUAGUAUUGAUGUGAUAGAUAAUAAAUUAAUCUCUUACCAACCAAAGUACCUGCAUACAUUUAAAAAAUAGAGAAUAAGAUGCAUCUAUUUUUAUGUUGUAGUAUUGGGCUGUUAAUAAUUUGUUUCUGCAAUAUUCUUGGUUGAAUGAUCUAUAUCUUGAAAAUUAAGCAAAUGAAAUGCGAAGCUAGGACUUAUAUUUGUAUGAUGGUUGUAGUUUGAUAGGUGUUUGAUUUUCAUGAGUGUUAUUAUUUGUGCUCGUCUCAUAUCUGAGUGCGUAUCUAGUCUCUCUGAUGUGUUAGAUAUUUGUGCUCGUCUCAUAUCUGAGUGCGUAUCUUCCAUUAUGAUUCAUUGAAUUACACACUAUGUAUAGGUGCUUUAAUUAAUGUACUAAAGCAGCUAGUUAGUAUUGAUGUGAUAGAUAAUAAAUUAAUCUCUUACCAACCAAAGUACCUGCAUACAUUUAAAAAAUAGAGAAUAAGAUGCAUCUAUUUUUAUGUUGUA
Molecule: messenger RNA, 1068 nt
Organism: Salvia splendens (bonfire salvia)
Lineage: Eukaryota; Viridiplantae; Streptophyta; Magnoliopsida; Lamiales; Lamiaceae
Product: protein NONRESPONDING TO OXYLIPINS 2, mitochondrial
Exons: 3
Coding region: 159-458 (99 amino acids)
Cellular component (GO): mitochondrion
Source: RefSeq, a predicted model, not a curated record